Marasmius oreades (fairy-ring Marasmius) is the source of this 723-nucleotide messenger RNA. RefSeq lists its product as uncharacterized. The transcript has 8 exons. Bases 1 to 723 code for a protein of 240 amino acids. The record is from RefSeq and is a predicted model, not a curated record. NCBI's taxonomy places the organism in Eukaryota, Fungi, Basidiomycota, Agaricomycetes, Agaricales, Marasmiaceae.
AUGAUUCUUUCCCUAUCUUCAGUGCCAUCAUCCAUAAUGCGACUGCGUCGUCUCACACUUUCUUUUCUUCUCGGAACCUCAUUUACGGCUUCUGGUCAAGCUUUCUCUUCGUCGCCUUCUCAGUGGAGAAAACCACAAAUCACUGUUUCGCCUGAACAGCGAAUAUCACUCGCAGCUAACGCCAUCCAAGAAACCAUGAAUAUCUUCAAUCAAACAUCCGGGCAGUUCAACGUAGACGGCAACUACGUAUAUUCUGGUGUUUUUUACGGUCAAAUGGCGGAUUUCGACCUCGCCACGAACGGGACUCGAUUUAAGGACCUGCUCAUGACGUAUUUUCUCAAGGCCGAGGCGUUAAACCCUGGAUUUUUGGCUGAGUUUGUCAGUCGUCUUCGUUCGCUGGCUUCAAGUCCUACUUACAGAUUUUUUUUUCGAACGAUUUGUCUUCGACAGCUUCAAUUCGGAGUGAUGUACGGAUGGGCGGCCGUCCGUGCCUAUUCAGCCUACCAUGAAAGCGCCUUUCUAGGCUUUGCGGAAAGAUCUUGGGGCUCGAUGCGACUUUACACGCUGUCAAACAACGAUGUUGCAGCUGGGAAGUCGCCAAGAAAAUCCGUUCAAGUUCUUAAGGAUUGCUCGGGAGCAUCCCUUUCCGGCGGUACAUUUUAUAUCAGAGAUGAUAAAAGUAGUACCCUGAGCGGGCUACCGACAGGCUUAUUCCUAACGUAA